Messenger RNA from Daucus carota subsp. sativus, 2021 nucleotides. RefSeq lists its product as uncharacterized. Bases 162 to 1763 code for a protein of 533 amino acids. The transcript is spliced from 11 exons. Gene Ontology annotation, biological process: protein ubiquitination. Gene Ontology annotation, cellular component: Cul4A-RING E3 ubiquitin ligase complex. The record is from RefSeq and is a predicted model, not a curated record. NCBI's taxonomy places the organism in Eukaryota, Viridiplantae, Streptophyta, Magnoliopsida, Apiales, Apiaceae.
AACAUUCAAUCGGCUCUAUUUCUCCUUCUGUUUGUAAAAACAAAAAUCCAUUUCACAGUUCGUUCCAGAAAUUUCACAUCGAAACUGAAAUUAAUCGCCGAUAAAUCAAAUUCGCCGGCUAAGACGCCAAUUCCGAUCGAAAAUUCAGAGAUAGAGCUAGUAUGGAUCGAGCUCUAGAGAGAGAAAGGCACCAGAUGGAAGAAAUUAGGGGCCUAGAUUACGAGGAGUUGAUGAUCGAAGAAGUUGAUGGAUUGAACGAAUCUUCGGAUGAUGACAAUGACCGUUUUGGAGGGACCCCUGCUUUAGCUGAAUUUGCAUAUGACCCUUGUCUGGCUUCCUUACAUACCUAUCUCGGAGAGGUUGAAGAUACUCGUAGUAGAAUGGCUUUCUUAGAUGGUGGUGCCGUACUAAACCUCCCACUGUUUUAUCUAGAAGGUGUAGUUCUGUUCCCGGAGGCCACCCUUCCUUUACGAGUUAUCCAACCAAAUUUUGUAGCGGCUCUGCACAGAGCUUUAAAACAAGCUGAUGCUCCCUUUACCCUGGGUGUGGUUCGAGUUUAUAGAGAUACUAAUAAUGGGAGACUACAAUUUGCAACCACGGGAACAACAGCAGAGAUAAGGCAAUUCAGGCGGUUAGAGGAUGGUUCGCUGAAUGUCCUUACUCGUGGUCAACAACGUUUUCGCUUAAGACGCCGAUGGAUUGAUGUCGAGGGAGCACCAUGUGGAGAGAUCCAAAUCAUCCAAGAAGAUUCCCCAUUAAGAACACCGAGGGAUGCUGUUGGGCGAUUGGCAACAGUGAGGAGUUUGCACGCUAGAUGUGGGUUUGGAGCUAGACAGCAUGGGCAUAGAAAUGGAAGUGGUGAUUCAGAUUCAAUGUCAGAGGAUAGUUUCUCAAGUGAACAUCCCUUGAAUGAAAGGAGACCGAGUGAAUCUGCUCCUGCCUCGUCUUAUUGUAGUUCUGAUAUAAAUGAUGUGUCUACAAGUGGGGAGGAGGAGAACUUUGGGUCUGAUUCAGAUCACCAGUCAGGUGGAUCUCACCAAGCCUACUCUAUUGGCUCAAUACAUUCAGAUGACAACAAUAAGAGUGCAAUUGCUAGUUUGGAAACUGGGAAUGAGGUAAUAUUAGAUCGGGAAGUUCGUCGAAUUGUAGGGUUAGGAAAGCAUUCAGUAAGCAGGUUGAGGGAAGCUCCAAGUGCGUUCUGGCCCAGUUGGGUUUAUCGUAUGUAUGACUCAUAUCACCUUGCUCAACAUGUGGCAGAUUUGUGGAAUAAGAUUGUCAAGGCACCAAAGAUGGAUGGGUUUGUAAAGAAACCUGACCUUAUGUCAUUUCAUAUUGCCAGCAAAAUGCCGGUGUCUGAAUCUACAAGGCAAGAACUUUUGGAAAUUGAUGGGGUUUCCUAUAGAUUGCGCCGAGAAAUUGAGUUACUUGAGAAAUUUGAUCGUGUUCGAUGCAAAACUUGUCAGACGGUGAUUGCAAGGCGUAGUGAUAUGCUAGUAAUGUCUAGUGAUGGUCCUCUUGGUGCUUAUGUAAAUCCACAUGGUUUUGUCCACGAAGUAAUGACUCUCUUGGCAGCAAAUGACUUGGUUCUUGUUGGACAUCCAGUAAAAAAAUACAGCUGGUUUCCUGGGUAUGCAUGGACAAUUACAUAUUGCGCCACUUGCGAGUCACAAAUGGGUUGGCUGUUUACUGCUACAAGUAAAUCCUUGAAGCCACGAUCCUUCUGGGGAAUUCGGAGCUCCCAAGUUGCUGAUGACAUGAGCUGAAGUACUGAUGUACUCACCAAUAGAUCAGGUCAAUAAGUACUAGCUAUUAGCCGUUAUGCAACAACAGCCUUGUAGAGCGUGAUAUACUGCCAUUCCUUUUCUUCUUCUUUUUGUCGACUGGUGAGUAAGUCUAUUUUAUUCCGGACUCAGGCAGAUACGAAGAAAGGCCAUGCCUCAUGCUUGUAACUUGUAAGAUAAUAAUAUUCUCGCUUAAAAGGAAAAACAGUUAUAAAUUCCGAGAGUUAUUUGUUCUGCAUU